Molecule: messenger RNA, 798 nt
Organism: Guillardia theta CCMP2712
Lineage: Eukaryota; Cryptophyceae; Pyrenomonadales; Geminigeraceae
Exons: 1
Biological process (GO): axon guidance
Cellular component (GO): neuron projection
Molecular function (GO): transmembrane-ephrin receptor activity
Source: RefSeq, a predicted model, not a curated record
AUGGUCGGAAACUAUGACUGCACUCCUUGUCCUCCUAACUCAACGUCGUCUAGAGGAAGCAAAGCUUAUUCUGAUUGUCUCUGUAAUUCUGGUUUUACUUCUGUCGAAGGCUUGGAAUGCACUCCAUGUGCGGCUGGAACAUUCAAGAAAUUGAUUGGAUUUUCAACUUGCAUACCUUGUCCUUUGAAUUCAUAUUCGUCUGCAGCAAGUAUAUUAUGUCAAUGCAACGCGGGAUACAUUGACAACGGAAACGAUAGCUGUAUUGCAUGCCAAGCAGGGAAAUAUCGAAGUGCUGAUUUGCUAAAUUGUACAGAUUGCCCUGGAAAUCUUACCUCUGAUUUGGGAAGCUCGUCUAUUGAACAGUGUACUUGUGAUUCUGGCUCGUAUUACUCCAUCGAUGGAUUCUGUAAAUCAUGUGAAGCUGGAAAAUAUAAAGCGUUUCCAGGAAAGGAUGACUGCAUGACGUGUUCAGCCAAUUCAACAUCAAAUCCAGGAGCCAUUGCUUGCGUUUGCAAAGAGGGAUAUACACCUGUCAAUGAACAAUGUGUGGCAUGUGAUACGAACACAUACAAAGACAUCAUCGGAAAUCUUUCUUGUAACCUUUGUCCAAACACCAUGAUCUCAAAUUUUGGAAGCAUUUCCGUCAACGAUUGUCAAUGUGCUCCAGGAUACACAAGCACACAGAAUCAAAACUGCACCAAAUGCAUAGCAAACACGUACAAGAGCGAGGCAGGGUCGGCCACCUGCACGGCCUGUCCGGGCAACGCCAGCAGCCCGCCAGGCAGCGACGCGGUCGAG